This is a messenger RNA of Micropterus salmoides (largemouth bass), 5562 nucleotides long. It is a transcript of the gene itga9, whose product is annotated as integrin, alpha 9. The record is from RefSeq and is a predicted model, not a curated record. The transcript has 28 exons. Gene Ontology annotation, cellular component: external side of plasma membrane; integrin complex. Gene Ontology annotation, molecular function: integrin binding. Lineage: Eukaryota; Metazoa; Chordata; Actinopteri; Centrarchiformes; Centrarchidae. The coding region runs from base 280 to 3372 and encodes 1030 amino acids. Gene Ontology annotation, biological process: cell-cell adhesion; cell-matrix adhesion; integrin-mediated signaling pathway.
CUUGACACCAUUGACCGCAUUUAUGUCCACGACAGGGGAGCCUGCGAGCAACAACUUUCUCAGAUUGACAAUGGAGAGAAGCUGACGCACCGUUAUUUACCGGACCGUUAACUUUCCUCCUCAAGCUUCCCCUCAUGCCACCACAGCCUACUGCUGCGCCAGACCAAGGGGGAAAAGAACUGAAAGAUAGUUUUGUAAUAGUUUGACCACUCAAGAGCUGACAAUUCCUGCGUAUUGUUUUCCUUCUUUCUAGUCACUUUAACCGCGUUAUUACGCACGAUGCGCAACGGGAUGGCUUCUCUCCGGAGACAAAACACGGGAUUACAAAAUGUUUUUUAUGUCUAUCUCUCUAUUUCAGUGGCUUAUUCUUACAAUAUAGACUUAGAACAUCCUUUGGUGUUCCGCGGACCAGAUUCUAGUUUUUUUGGCUAUUCUGUGCUGGAGCAUUAUCAUGACAACACACGCUGGGUAAUAGUAGGGGCUCCGAGGGCAAACUCUACCUACAGUAGCUCUGUGCACUCUCCUGGAGCAGUAUAUAAGUGUCGAGUUCACAGCAACCCGGAGCGCCGCUGCACAGAGAUGGAUCUCGGACGAGGAAACAAGCCGAGAGAGUCGUGUGGGAAGACAUGCCAAGGAGACCGGGAUGACGAGUGGAUGGGGGUCAGCCUGGCCCGCCAGGACAGUGCCGACGGUAAAAUACUGGCUUGUGCUCACCGCUGGAAAAACAUCUACUACGACUCAGAGCACAUCCUUCCACAUGGAUACUGCUCCAUCAUUCCCCCGACUCUUCAGGGAAGGACGAAACCGCUCAUCCCUUGUUAUGAAGACCAUAAGCAGAAGUAUGGGGAAGAGCACGGCUCAUGCCAGGCCGGGAUAGCGGGAGUUUUUACGGAGGGGCUGGUGGUGAUGGGGGCACCGGGGUCAUACUACUGGACUGGGACGAUCAAGGUGUACAACCUGACUUCUGACUCCUUCUACAGCCUGAACAAAGAAGAUGUCGACUCCCACAGAUACAGCUACCUUGGCUAUGCUGUGACGGCUGGACACUUCUCCUCUCCUAAUGUAAUAGACGUAGCUGCAGGGGCUCCUCAGCACAGCGGCAGUGGAAAAGUUUACAUUUUCAAAAUCGAUGGUGGGACUUUGGUGAAGAGUUUUCAAGCCUCAGGGAAAAUGAUGGGCUCUUACUUUGGCUCCUCAUUGUGUGCAGUUGAUCUGAACCAGGACGGCCUUUCGGACCUGCUUGUGGGGGCACCCAUGCACAGCCAGCUCCGUGAUGAGGGCCAGGUGUCUGUGUACCUCAGCAAGGGCAAUGGGGUGAUGGAGGAGGAAGGUGUUUUGAGCGGUGACAAUGCUUUCAAUGCACACUUUGGAGAAUGCAUCUCUGCAAUCGGAGACAUAGAUGACGAUGGAUAUCAAGAUGUGGCCAUAGGAGCACCUAAAGAGGAUGAUUACGGAGGAGCCGUUUAUAUCUACCAUGGGGAUGCCACAGGAAUCAUCAGCAAAUACUCCAUGAAACUGUCUGGGCGGACUGUAAACCCUGGUCUGCAGAUGUUUGGCCAGUCAGUCUCUGGCAAUGUGGACAUGGAUGGCAACGGAUACGCAGAUGUCACUAUCGGGGCUUUCAUGUCAGACAGUGUGGUGCUGCUGAGGACCCGGCCUGUCAUUACGGUGGAUGUCUCCAUCUUCCUGCCCGUCUCCAUCAACAUCUCUGUGCCGCAGUGCCACGAGGGCCACCAGAACCUAAACUGCUUCAAUGUCACCGUCUGCAUGCGCUUCCGGGGAAGACAUCUGCCCGGACAGAUAGAGUUGCUGUAUAACUUGACAGCUGAUGUGGAUAAGCGACAUAAGAGCCAGCCUUCCCGGGUCUACUUCACUCAAAGUGGUUCUCAGAUCAGCAAGAUGAGCCACCAGCUCAGCCUGGAAAUCAACAGGGAGGAGUGCCAGCGCUACACUGCCUACGUUAAGAAAGAUGUGAAGGACGUGUUCACAGCAAUCACAUUCGAGGUGGCUUACAGCCUGGGCAAGCACAUGCUUACAGGACACCAGGAGCGAGACCUGCCCGCGCUCACUCCGGUGCUGCGAUGGGGGAAAGGAAACAAGAUCGCAGCGAGGAAUGAGACUUGGUUUGAGAAGAACUGCCUGUCAGAUGACUGUGCUGCAGACCUGAGGCUUCAUGGGAAGCUGUUGCUCUCUGGGUUGCACAGCAUACCCCAUUUGGCCCUCGGAGGAGUGAAAAACGUCUCUUUGAACCUGACCAUCUCCAACGCCGGGGAUGACGCCUACGACACCAACAUCUACUUCAACUUCUCCAGAGAGGUUUUCUACAUCAACUUCUGGCAGAAGGAAGAGAAGGGCAUUUCCUGUGGACUUGUUGAUUUGGACUUCCUCAAAUGCAGCGUGGGAUUUCCCUUCAUGAGAGCACAGACUAAGUAUCAUUUUGCAGUGAUUUUUGACACGAGUCAGCUUUCUGGGAUAAAUGACACACUGCAGUUCUUAGUUCAAGCAAAAAGCGCCAAUCCUGAGCACAAACUCUCUGACAACAGUUUGGAUCUGUCCAUCCCUCUGGUCCACGAGACUGACACGACUAUUACUGGUGUGGUGACGCCAAGCUCCUUUGUUUACGGAAACUCCAUCGAUGCCUCGCGCUUCGUCCAGUUGGAAGAGAUGGCGUGCAACUUUCAGCCUCUCAAUCUCACUUUCCAGGCCAUAAACAAGGGGCCCAGCAGGCUGCCUGGCUCCACUGUGGACAUCAGGAUACCUAACCGGCUGGCUGGCAACGGAGCUGACAUGUUCCACAUCAUUGAAACACAGGUGGCCGACGGCCGAGGGAACUGCACCCCUCACAGGAACCCGACACCGUGCACCAUCCCCCAGGACAGAGAGAGCAUCUUCCACUCCCUAUUUGCUUUCUUCACCAAAUCAGGGCGCAAAGUCUUGGAUUGUGAUCGGCCUGGAAGAGCAUGUAUGACAAUCUCCUGCAGUCUGGGUCCACAAUCAAAAGAAGAAGCUUUGAGCAUAGAUAUAAAACUUCUUCUCAACACUGAAAUUCUUAAGAGGGAUAGUUCCUCUGUGAUCCAGUUUGUGACAAGGGGUAGCGUGCAAGUAAAUGACAGGGCUGUGGAGGUGCCAAAGGGCCUGCCAGAGGACAUUUCUUUGGUGUUCGAGGCUCUCCACAGUCAGGAGCCAAGGGGUUACGUAGUCGGAUGGAUCAUUGCCAUCAGUCUGCUGGUGGGAAUCCUCAUCUUUUUGCUGUUAGCUGUGCUACUCUGGAAGAUGGGAUUCUUCCGUCGGCGCUACAGAGAGAUUAUUGAGGCUGAAAAGAACAGGAAGGACAGUGAUGAAAGCUGGGACUGGAUGGAAAAGAACCACUGAGAUUUGCAGUGGGGGGGGUCCCAGAGGAGCAAAUGAGAUUAGGGAUUGGGUCAGGAAGGAUCCAAUAGCACAUGGUCUCGCAGCCCAGCCGCCCUAGUGGCACCAGGCCCUUCAGUCUUCCAUAUGUGGAAGAGAAGAAUAUUCUCCAUAUUUUUUGGAGACUUGAUAUUUUUUUGUGGGUGGGGGUCCAGGAAACAGGCUUCUGAGGUGACAUUGUGGCUUGCCAGAGGACACUUGCUGUGGAAUUCAGCUAAUCUCAAAGGAGGUAACUCCCAGCCAGCAGAGCGGAGCUGUUGAUGGAGACCCACAUCCGUAUGGGGAUGUGGAGACGGCAUGAAUACUGGUGGACAACAAAACCCUCAGGGCUGUGUUACAUAGCAAAUUUAUUUUUAUACAUACACUUAAAGCCAUAUUGUGUAAAAGUGGGCUUCAAGAAGAGUUGAGGUUUAGAACAGACUGUAUCUACAGUAUGUUUUCCUAAAAGCACUGAUGUUUGAUAAGAAUGAAUGCCUUGGCUACAUAGCUUUACUUUUUAUGCCAAAGAUAUGUCCUGUGUAGUAUAUGAUUGGAGUUGUAUGUAUAUUCAUUUCUUCUUGGGGGUGAAAGAUUGUAUCUUUUCUUUACUAUUUCCCACUUAAGAAUAUGUUUUAAACAUCUGACUGUCCCUCCCUCCCACAGAUAAUCAACCAUAGCUAAUAGUGUGUUUAAGACCCCCACACACAGUGAUUCAAAUGUUGUGUCCUUAUGUCAUCCGCAAGUGUUGUCAGAGUUGUCUCAAAUUUCACAUUUCAAGCUUUGUGACUUUCCAUCCAUUCAUUUGUUAUGGUCUGGCUUUUAACCACGUUGUUUGUAGGUGAUAAAAGUAGAUAAAAGUGAUUUUGACAAAUUUUCAUUUUAAUCUUUGCUCUAUGCAAUACUUUGGAUUAACAAAUGCUUUGAAAGUGCAAUGUGCAGUAGAGCUAAUUAUCUGAAGCUGUUUUUGCAAGGAACUCUUGCUCAGGUAUGUAGCUGACUUUUUCUAUGGGCCCCCAAAAGUCCCCAGGUUCAAGUGAUGAUAUCUUACUUGAUUCUGUUGUAAAUUCUCACUGACAUGCUGUAGGAAAUGAUUCAUACGACCUGAUCAUAAUAUAUGUCCAAAACCUUUCCAGACUUCACCUGUACAGACCAUAUUUAAUUUUACUAUUAUGUUAUUAGGCAUUGGAUUUUAAGCGUGAAAUACGAGAUGCAUUACUCUCCACGGCCACAUGAAAGUCUGCAAUGGGAGUCUACCUACAGUCAUUUAUAGGGGCCCAUGGCAUGAGUAAUACCCUAAAAAUAGGUGGGAAUGUGCUGCACUCAAUCACUACACAUAAACGAGCUCUUUGGGGCUCCCGGGAAAAGCUUAUUUUAAGUCAACAUGGAGGAAUGUCAGUGCCCUGAAAAUGUGCCACUAUUAAAGUUCACAGCUCCUCGGUACUUAAAGUUACCCCACAUGUACUCGAGAGUCUUUUUAAAGCUGGACUUGAUUGUGAAUGAAAUUUUGCUGAACACAGUGAAGUAGAUUUUAUAUUAAAUGUCCCCAAAGCAGUAGGAAUAUUAGCUAUUUUAAACAUUUUAAGAGCUUUAUGAUUGCAAAAUAACAUAAAACUUAAAUUAUGCUGCAAAAAAUACAUUCUGAUAUCAGAUUAGAAGAAUUCAUCAAUGCCCCUUCGGGUGAUAAUCUAUUAUAUUGAAAGAGAUACACAGAUUGUUAAGAUGAAACCAUGCAGUGUCAUGAAUUUAAUUUUGCCAAAGAAUAAAAACUAUAUUUUGACAUAUUUCACACUUUUCUCUGAGACUUCAGUGCUAUGACACUUUAUGGGUCACUAUGAUUGCUUGGCUCUCUUUUGUGUGUUGUCUGAUCCACUUUAUUUUACCAUUUAAUUCCACUGGCAUGACAGCAUAUACUGUACACAUUCACAUCUUCCCUCUGCAUCUGUUAAAUACCCGUAUGCAGAGAAACCGACACUUGACAUUUUUUUGGUAAAUUUUAACUGUGAUGGUUAUAUUUUAUUUGUAUAUUUGUUGUCACCGUUAAUCACGCCGUUAUUUGGGAUUUUGUUCUGAGUAUACUACUGUCACUGAAUAUCAUUUCCAUUAUAGUGUGCUGUAUGUUUGAUGUUUAAAAGCUGUAUAUUUUUAUCUGUUGAUAAAUUUUAGAGUGAAAUUCCA